UGGGGGUUUUUUUGUGUUUUUUUUUUGUUGUUUGUUUGUUUGGGUUUUUUUUUGUUUUUUAUUUUUGUUAGCAUUUAAAUAGAGGUUAUUCUUGAAGCCAGGGGAUGGGGCAAGAGGAAAAUGGACCAUUUAGUACAAUUCAGCAGCAAACCUGAAAUAUUGCUUUAAUUUUAUAAACUUGUCAGACCCAGGUUGAUAUUGCAGGCUAAUAUUGCUGUUUGUUCUCCUCACCAGACUCCCACUUUCACAUCCCUGUGCCUGAUUUGAAGUGACAGUGAGCAGAAGCAUAAGGUAUCUCUCAUUCUGUUUGGACUCCUUGUUUACAGAAGAGUGAUGGAGAUGCUAUUAAGCACAAAAGGCAUCACCAUAUGCCUGUUUUUCUUUGUAUUGAGUUUGGCAGCAGCUAUUGAAAUACCAUUAUCAGUUUCCCAGCUUCCAACAAUCACGGAGCAAUCCCACACCCAGGUUGCCUACCCCUUUGAUGAGGACUUCACCAUUAAAUGUGAAGCCAGAGGAAACCCCCAGCCCACCUUUAACUGGACUAAGGAUGGAAAACCAUUUGAUUUAUCAUCUGACCCGAGGAUAGUUCCAUCUAACAACUCGGGAACUUUUGUGAUCCAAAACCGGGGAAUCAUCAACAAUUUCCAAGGCAAAUAUCGCUGCUUUGCAUCCAACCUGCUGGGAACUGCCAUGUCAGAAGAAAUUGAGCUGAUUGUUCCAAGUGUACCAAAAUUCCCCAAAGAGAAAAUCGAGCCUCUGGAUGUGGAGCAUGGAGAUUCUGUGAUCCUGCACUGCAACCCCCCAAAAGGCAUCCCCCCUUUGCACAUCUACUGGAUGAACAUUGAUUUGCAGCACAUCCCACAGGACGAGAGGGUCUCCAUGAGCCUGAAGGGAGAUCUCUACUUUGCCAACGUGGAGGAGAGCGACAGCAGGAGUGACUACUGCUGCUUUGCAGCCUUCCCCAGGCUCAGGACCAUCGUGCAGAAAAUGCCAAUGACACUGAAGGUUUCCCGCUUAAAGCAUGCUAAUGACUCAGGCUCACCUAACGCUGCUGUUACUAAGGCAAAUUUUAUCAAGGAAAGGAAACCCAAACUGCUGAUCCCUCCUGAGUCUGCUGGCAGUAGCUCAUCAGUCACUGUCAUCAAGGGAGGUGUCCUGCUCCUCGAGUGUAUUGCUGAAGGGCUCCCAACUCCUCAUCUCAGCUGGGUCAAGGUCACAGGAAACAUGCCCAAGGACGAGCCAGAGACAGAGAAUUUUGGGAAGACUCUGAAGAUUGACCAAGUGACAGCAGCUGAUGAGGGGACGUACCAGUGCACAGCCAGCAACCCCAUGGGCAGGGCCAGGCACGAGUUCCACGUGCAUGUGGAAGAGCCUCCUCAGUGGCUGAAGAAGCCCCAGGGUGGGGUCUACAGCGUGGGGACAAACCUGGUGCUGCUGUGUGAGGCCAUUGGGAACCCUGAGCCCAGCAUCCAGUGGAAGCUCAAUGGGAUGCCCAUCGAUGGCAGGACCUUCCGAGGGAGAAUCUCCACCAGGGAGAUCAGCCUGACCAACCUGCAGCUGCGGGACAGCGCCGUGUUCCAGUGCGAGGCCACCAACAAGCACGGCACCAUCCUGGCCAGCGCCAACGUCGACGUGCUCAACAUUGCCCCCCUGAUACUGACCCCGGAUGGGGAGAACUACGCCACAGUCGUGGGUUACAGCGCCUUCCUGCACUGUGACAUCUUUGCCUCACCUGCAGCAGAUGUCAGAUGGACUAAGGAUGACAGCAUAGAGCCCCUUUCAACCUUUCACUACGACGUAAACAAGAACGGCACCCUGGAGAUCAGGGACACCAAGAAGGAAGAUUCAGGAUCCUACGCCUGCUGGGCUGCAAAUUCUGUAGGGAAAAGAGCAAUCACUGCUAAUCUGGAUAUAAGGGAUGCUACAAAACUUGUUGUUACUCCGAAGAACCCCCGAGUGCUGAAAUCACAUUCAAUUUUAUUGAAAUGCCAGGCUGAGUACGAUUCCCACUUGAAACACAGUUUUAAAUUAUCCUGGAGGAAGGAUGGAGAUGAGCUGCCAGUCAACAGCACGGGAGGUGGCAGGAUAAUUCUGGACAGGGAUACCCUGUUCAUAUCCAGCGUGCUCCUGGAGGAUCAGGGAGUUUACAGAUGUGUGGCCAGCACUGCCCUGGAUGCCACCGAGGCCGAGGUGCAGCUGAUUGUUCUGGAUGUUCCUGACCCACCAGAAGACCUCCAGCUCUCGGAAAACCAAAACAGGAGCGUUCGACUCUCCUGGACAGCUGGGGCCAGCCAUAACAGCCCUGUUAAUGAGUCGAUUAUUGAGUUUGAAGAGAACCGCUGGGAGCCGGGGAGGUGGCAGGAGCUCAGCAGAGUGCCAGGGAAUGACACCACAGCCCUGCUGUCCCUGGCCCCAUAUGUGAAUUACCAGUUCCGCGUGGUGUCCGUCAACGCCGUGGGCAGGAGCCAGCCCAGCAAACCAUCCCUGCGCUAUGUGACCCCUCCAGCUGCUCCAGAUAAAAACCCGGAGAACAUCCGAGUUGAAGCUUCUGAACCCAAUGAAAUGGUGAUGAAAUGGGAGCCGCUGAAGCCCGUGGAGAGGAACGGGCCAGGGCUGGAGUACAAGGUCAGCUGGAGGCAGCGGGGUGUGGAGAGUGACUGGAACGAGGAGCUGGUGAAGAAACACUCUCUGAGCGUGAGGAACGUGCCCACCUUCGUGCCCUAUGAGAUCAAGGUGCAGGCAGUGAAUAAUUUAGGAUCCGGCCCGGAACCGAACGUCACCAUUGGAUAUUCAGGAGAGGAUGUUCCAGAUGCUGCUCCUUCGGGCGUGUCGGUGGAGGUUGUGAACAGCACCCUGGUCAAAGUUUUCUGGUUUGGGAUACCAAGGGACAGAGUUCGUGGGCACUUAAGAGGCUACAAGGUUAACUGGUGGAAAACAAAAAGCAUGCUGGAUGGAAAGAGGCAUCACCCAGAGAAACACUUCCUGACGUUUUUAGGAGACAGGAACUCCGGGAUGAUUCCUGGCCUGGAGCCCUUCAGUGAAUUCCACUUGACAGUUUUGGCUUUCAACUCCAGAGGAGAUGGCCCUGAGAGCUCCCCCGUGGUGUUUGAAACUCCAGAAGGAGUCCCUGAACAACCACGUUUUCUCAGGAUCCUGAACUUUGACAAGGACUCAGUCACUCUGUCCUGGGGACUUCCCAAGAAAGCCAAUGGCCACCUCACUGGCUACAUUCUGCAGUACCAGAUAAUCAACGAGACACGCGAGGUGGGCGCCGUGAGCGACGUGAGCGUCGCCAACCGCUCGGCGCUGAGCUGGCGCCUGGCUGGGCUCAGCCCCAGCACCAAGUACAAGUUCUACAUCAAGGCCUGCACGGCCAAGGGCUGCGGGAAGGCGGCCACCGAGGAGGGGCUGACGCUGGCCCAAGGCGGUAAAGGGAGCGGCAGGAUUUCAGACGCAGUAAAGCCCACCCCAAAGUUUCAGCCCAGCGAGGCCCUUGAGCCUGGCACUGAGUACACAAUCCGCCUAGUGACUAAGAACUGGGUGGAUAACAAUAGCAUUUUUGAAGAUGUAAUUGAGACCAGGGGGAGAGCCUACGCUGGCAUUUACGAGGGGAUUUCCACCCAGGGCUGGUUCAUUGGGCUGAUGUGUGCCAUCGCCUUGCUCACCCUGCUGCUGCUCACGAUCUGCUUUGUCAGAAGAAAUAAAGGAGGCAAAUAUUCAGUGAAAGAAAAAGAAGAUUUGCAUCCAGAUCCCGAAGCUCAAUCAAUAAAAGAUGAAAUCUUUGGGGAAUAUAGUGACAGCGAUGAAAAGCCACUGAAAGGCAGCCUCCAGUCACUUAACGGGGACAUUAAAGCCACUGGAAGUGCUGAUAGUCUGGUAGAUUAUGGAGAAGGGGAGCAUGGCAUGUUCAAUGAAGAUGGUUCAUUUAUUGGAGCUUAUUCUGGAUCUAAGGAAAAAGGAUCAGUGGAAAGCACUGGGAGUUCUACGGCAACUUUUCCUCUCCACGCCUAAAAUGAUUUAAUUGUGAUAUUUA
Cinclus cinclus is the source of this 4033-nucleotide messenger RNA. RefSeq names its product cell adhesion molecule L1 like (gene CHL1). The record is from RefSeq and is a predicted model, not a curated record. Lineage: Eukaryota; Metazoa; Chordata; Aves; Passeriformes; Cinclidae. Gene Ontology annotation, cellular component: axon; plasma membrane. Gene Ontology annotation, biological process: axon guidance; cell-cell adhesion. Gene Ontology annotation, molecular function: protein binding. The coding region runs from base 334 to 4011 and encodes 1225 amino acids. The transcript is spliced from 26 exons.